Pichia kudriavzevii is the source of this 2112-nucleotide messenger RNA. RefSeq lists its product as uncharacterized. The record is from RefSeq and is a predicted model, not a curated record. NCBI's taxonomy places the organism in Eukaryota, Fungi, Ascomycota, Pichiomycetes, Pichiales, Pichiaceae. The transcript has a single exon. Bases 1 to 2112 code for a protein of 703 amino acids.
AUGCAUAUAGUGUUAAUACGACAUGGAACACGAAUAGAUAAAGAUAGACCUGGUGUUUCUCCUGACCAAUCUAAUGUCUCGUUGCGACCUAGUGACAGGAUUCCCGAUAAUAUAGCAGAUAUAAUCAACCAAGCACAGAAAGUGAAACCUCAGAGAGAAGAAUUCAAUCUAGAUGUUGAGUCCUCUAGCUGGUUGUCUAAUUUUGAUCCUCCUCUAAACCAAAGGAAAGCAUCCGAAGAGAUGGAUAGUGCUUUUAAGAAAAUCAGUACAAAUAUCCUAGGAAAGCAUAAACCCGAUAAGAUCAUGAUUCAUUCAUCACCAUAUAACAGAUGUAUACAAACAAGCGAGUUGCUGUUAGAUAAAAUUAAGAAGUCUAAAACUUUAGACAGCAAAGUCCCAGUGAAAUUAAGAGUUGAUCAGGCUCUCUCUGAAUGGUUGAAUGAGAAUUAUAAUCUAAAGUAUUUACCACCAAACGAUGAUGGUUAUUCGAUGAUCAACAAUGUCAAUGCAUAUUUAAAUCAAGAAAUCAACGAAAAUGAUUGCGAGGGAGAAUUCAGCUCACAAACGAGACACCAGCUCAGGGAUGCUAGAGACUUUAUGUGGUCUUAUAAUCAACUAGGACAUUGCGGUGAGUAUGGUGAAAGUGCUUCUAGUUUCACGAGAAGAUGUUUUUAUUAUCUGAUAUAUCUACUACAAUUCUAUUAUACUAGACAAGACGCCAAGGCAGAUAGGAAUAUGGUUGUCUUCAUUGUUUCUCAUGGAGCAGUUAUUUCGACAUUAUUGCAAAUUUUAUUGGGUCGUUCAGUUUUCAAUGAAAUUCCGUUAUGUACUCCAAUAUAUUUUAAGCAGUCAGAAAAACGUAGGUCAGUAUUCAAGUUAAUGGAUUAUGAUUUCAAUUUGUAUCAACUUUUAUCACCAUCGUCAGAUCAGGAAUUUUAUAAAAUAUUAGACACGCCAAUUGAAUUGACUAAACUAGACCCCGAAAAUUUAAGGAGUGAACUCACUAUAGGUACGACUGGAUACACUACUAUUAUCCAGAGUAUACCCAAGAAACCUGAAUCAACGCAAAAACUCGAUGUGUUAUCUACUAGGAGAAGACGUAACACUAUUAACAUUGGAGAUAAAGAACACCACGAGGACAGUAAUCAGUCAUUAAAGCAAACCUUAUCAUCAAGACAACUAUAUAGAUUGAACAAAGAUACAAAUGAGGAAAAAGUGAUUGAUCUUGAUAAGUUGCAUAGCUAUUUUGGGGGUGACAGUGAAAGUGAUAGUGAUGAAGAAGUUGACGGUCUACAAAAGAUAGUCAAUGUCAAUGAUUUCGAUGAUCAUGGGAAAAGUUUGAAAAACAAUAUCUACAAAGGAUCUAUCACGUCUUUGAGCUCUUUCAAUGAGGAAAACAAAAGCAAAUUCCAACUGAAUGAUAAGAAUUUCUACUCAAAGCAAUCUCCCAUUGAAAGUGAUCCAUAUUCUCAUUUCUUCUUAGAGAGAAGUUCAACCAUGGAGCAUAAUGGAGAAUUUGAUAGUAUUAAUAUGACCAUGUCUAUGUCUCGUAAAAGCUCCCAAGGCCAAAAUGCGAAUGUAAAGUUUGAUGGAUUAACGGGGAGUGACUCCGACAGAAGCAUUGAUACUGAAGAGUACGAAUCAGAUUCUGGUGAUGAGCCAAUCCUAUCAUUUGGCACUAAAGACAAAAUCCAGAAUAUGGUUAAUAUUCGAGUUUCCGAUGAAUCCAAUAAGGAAAAUACUGCAAAACCAUAUAUAACAGGUACCUUUGGUAAUGUUCCCCUGAAAGGAGGAAAAGACAGGACAAACUCAGUUAGUAAUACAACUAACGCAAUAAGCAGCACGAAUAUGGGCAGUGUAAUGGGUUGCUCAAAUAGCCACAGUGGAACAAAGCUGGCGAUUCCUAAAUUGAUAUCUACGAGAAAUAUGAACCUCCUGGUACGUGGUGGAGACAGUGAAGAGAGUAUGACACGGACUGCCAAUAAUAGCAACAGUAUUCUUAAAAAUCUACUGUUUGAUCAGAAAGCAUCACCAUUUGGAGAAGACGCAAAUAGUGCAGAUGAUGAUGAUGAUGACGAGGACAGCGGAUGGUUUGGCGGGUUUUCUAGAUAA